Carica papaya (papaya) is the source of this 1141-nucleotide messenger RNA. RefSeq names its product GDSL esterase/lipase At2g42990-like. Gene Ontology annotation, molecular function: hydrolase activity, acting on ester bonds. The record is from RefSeq and is a predicted model, not a curated record. NCBI's taxonomy places the organism in Eukaryota, Viridiplantae, Streptophyta, Magnoliopsida, Brassicales, Caricaceae.
CUUUCCUCAUUAAGCCCACAGACACUAAAGAAAUUUGUUUUAAUAAAAAAAGAACAACAAAUGGGUAAGCCAUGGAUUUUGUCAACUCUCAUGCUGGUUAUAGUACUAGUACUAGUUGCUAGGGCCAGAGCAGAAGUCCCCGCAAUCAUAGUGUUUGGAGACUCCUCUGUUGAUUCAGGUAAUAACAACCGGAUUUCUACUGUUCUCAAGAGCAACUUCCGGCCAUACGGCCGGGACUUCUACGGCCGCCGCGCCACCGGCCGCUUCUCCAAUGGCAGAAUUCCUCCUGACUUUAUAUCUGAGGCUUUUGGACUCAAGCCUACAGUACCCGCCUACUUAGAUCCCAUGUUUAGUAUCUCAGAUUUUGCUACUGGUGUCUGCUUUGCCUCUGCUGGAACUGGGUAUGACAAUGCGACCUCUAAAGUCCUAAAUGUGAUACCCUUGUGGAGAGAAGUAGAGUACUACAAGGAUUACCAGAACAAGCUGAGAGCCUAUGUGGGUAACGACAAGGCAAGCGAAAUUAUAAGUGAAUCUUUAUACCUUGUGAGUUUAGGAACAAACGAUUUCCUUGAAAAUUACUAUGUGUUCCCGACCAGACGAUCUCAAUUCAACGUAAAACAGUACCAGGACUUCCUCGUUGGAUUAUCUGAGAAUUUCAUCAGGGAUCUCUACAGCCUUGGGGUCAGGAAGAUGUCCCUUACAGGGGUCCCUCCCAUGGGGUGCUUGCCAUUGGAGAGAGCAACUAACAUCAUGGAUUCUCAUAAUUGUGUUAGCGAGUAUAAUAAUGUGGCUUUGGAGUUUAACGGGAAGUUGGGAGGUCUUGUGACGAGGCUGAACGAUGAGCUUCCUGGAAUGCAAAUAUUAUUUGCAGACGCUUAUGAUAUUGUGUAUCAAAUCAUUAAAGAGCCUUCUCAAUACGGGUUCGAGGUGGCAGAAAAAGCAUGCUGUGCGACAGGGACGUUCGAAAUGAGUUAUCUCUGCAACGAGCACAAUCCCUUUACAUGCCCAGAUGCAAACAAGUACGUGUUUUGGGAUGCCUUCCAUCCUACUGAGAAAACUAAUCGAAUCGUCUCAGGCCAUCUUAUCCCUACACUUCUUUCUACCUUUUCUUGAUUCAUAAUUAAUUCCCUUAAUUAAUUUG